Messenger RNA from Marchantia polymorpha subsp. ruderalis, 1478 nucleotides. The record is from the annotation of a GenBank genome assembly. Lineage: Eukaryota; Viridiplantae; Streptophyta; Marchantiopsida; Marchantiales; Marchantiaceae.
UCACAAGUUGGACAAGCUCCAUCUGAUCUUUGACCUCAAUUCUGCUCGAAGGUGAGUCUGAUCAACUUGCGUGAUUGGACUGCCUUCGACUGGGUACGAGGUCGAGAUCGUCCACUUGUUGACAAGGCCCGGACUGCCUGGGAGGAAUUUCGUCGUGAUCGCUCUAGCACCAAUGGCUUCAACCAGUCCGAGAUCGCUCCUCUUGCUUGUGCUAGCGGUGGCAGUAGUUGUUUCUGACGCGCAGUUUCAGCUGUCAGAAACGUUCUAUGAUGCCACAUGUCCACAAGCCGCAUCCAUAGUCCAACAGAAGGUGGAUGCGUUCGUGGAUGCCGAUCGAGGACUGGCUGCAGCUUUGAUGCGACUUCAUUUCCACGACUGCUUCGUCCGGGGCUGCGAUGGGUCCGUCCUUCUCAAUUCUACCGACACAAUGUUGACUGAGAAAGAAGCAUUGCUAAACAAAGGUUCGCUGCGAGGAUUCGAGCAGAUAGACGAAAUAAAGAUGGAGCUCGAGUGCGCAUGCCCAGGUGUGGUAUCUUGUGCCGAUAUUUUGGCAUUGGUUGCCCGAGACGCCACUGCUAAGGUUGGCGGCACCAGCUGGCCCGUGUUUUUGGGCCGUAUAGAUGGAGGGGCUUCAUUCGCCGAUGAGGUCAACAGUAGUUUACCUGAACGUACAGACAACUUCACGCAACUCGUCGCCAGGUUCGCCAGAGUUGGACUCGAUGCCAGAGACAUGAUUAUACUAUCAGGAGGACACUCUAUUGGACAAGUUCACUGUGGAGCAUUUUUCGAGCGCCUCUACAACUUCCAGGGACUCAACAUCACCGAUCCCUCGAUGGACCCUGAGUUCGCUGCCAUGCUCAAGGUCCAGUGCCCUCAGACCACGCCCUUCGGAUUCAUGGCUCUGGACGCCACCAACGGCACCUUCGACUCCGCGUACUACUUGGACCUGCUCACGAACAAGGGCCUGCUGGAGUCCGACGUGGCGCUCUUGAGCGACCCUCUGGGCGUGGAAUACGCCAUCAAAGCGGUGCAAGAUCCCAUGGCCUUCCUGGACGAGUUCGGAUGGGCCAUGAUCAAGAUGGGCGCCAUUCCUGCGCUCGAGCCCUACGGCUGGAGAAAACACUGCGCCUUCGUUGAACCCAAAUAUUAGUCGAGUGAUGCAUUGUUUAGAAAAUUCCAUUUUCUGUAAGUAAUUAAGGCUACCGGAUCUCACUCCCGGCGGCCUUCAAUAAGAUGCUUGUUUCUUUCAGGACAGUGAGUAUUGUAGAAUCAAGUAGAUUAGUCAACAAACAUCCGAAUCUGUGGUGCGCCUUGGCUUAAGUCCUAUGUCAUAUUUGCAACUAUAGGAUAACAUAUCACUAGCGAUGGGUGUAGAUACAAAUGAUUUAGAUGAAUCUCAUUCUUUGAAUGAUCCCGAGGCCAACCUUGUGACUACUCCUUCCUGUGUAAUAAAUCCAUUACCAUUGAUUCGAAAGGCA